Dentiscutata heterogama is the source of this 1227-nucleotide messenger RNA. The record is from the annotation of a GenBank genome assembly. Lineage: Eukaryota; Fungi; Glomeromycota; Glomeromycetes; Diversisporales; Gigasporaceae.
AUGAUUAAACCAGUUUAUUUGGAUUGGCAGAAAGCAAUCAUGCUUAACAGAGUUGUUUUCUUUAUUUUGGCCACCUUUUUUAUUAAUGAAGCAUUAUUGCAAGGCACAACAUUUAAAACACCGGAUGUCCUUACUAUAUCUUACUUCAAGGGAGGGUUGGAAAAUUGUGUGCAACAGUUAAAAAAAAUAAAAGAGAUUCCAUGUAACAAUAUUUUUAGGACUAAUCUCAAUAUUUUAAAUUUUGCAGGAAUUGAUAAAAAUGACCCAUGUUCAAAUAUACUAUGUCUUGCGUUAAGAAUAUCAGCAAAUUUGGAUCCACCAGAAACAUUCUUAGAAAUGAAUACCAAUGGCGAAUACUUGAAUAGAUGGACUAAAACGCAAGAGUACAGGACAUAUAUUCAUAUUCCCAGUUUUAGUGUUAGUUGUGAUACAAGCGGCCAUCUUGUCAACUAUAGCCCUCAUAAUCCUGAUUACUUUGAUAAAAGCAACCCAACUAAAAAACUGGAUAAAAUUGUCGACAAUACGCGCAAUCUCUAUGGAUAUACUAAAAUACCCAAUGAUUUUCAGAAUCUUCUGGUGAAAAUUGCGCUUUUUCCAACCUGUAAACCUACUUAUGAACUAUCUGAUAUUUACAUGAUGAACCCAACAAUUAACGGGAUGUCGUGGUCCACAAACAGUCACAAUACUUGUUUACAUAUUGAUAAUAAUAGGUCUAGUCAUUUAUCUCACUAUACACGACAUGUUCAACAAACCUUUUUACAUAUGGACACACCAUUUAUUUAUACUAAUCUUAGUAUAAAUGUUUGUUGCAAUCGUCAGAUUACUGUCAAUGUUUUUCAUACUACAUUUCCUCAGACCAGGCUCUAUAUCAACGGAAUAAAGGUUGGUGAAGAAGAACAAACUGAACUUGGCAAUUUUAUUCGCUCUGGAGACCAAGCAUCUCUUGAAAGUGCAUUGUCUUCAGAUGGAGUUGGAAAACUUGGUCCCCCUGGUAAUAAGAUUAGUUGGCAGUCAUCGUCUCCACCACCGCAACCAUCUGGGAAUUGCAAUAUCUGUAACUGUAAUUUCCUUCUUAAUAAUUGUAUUUGUAGUGAUAGUUUUUCUCAAUAUGUUUCUACAGUUUUUGAGUUUGGUUCUUGCCCGGCAUGCUCGUGUGUAUCGCAAUCUUAUGAUUCUAUGAAUAACUGUGAAGGCCCAUGUUUAUGUUCUGGACCAUGUCCUCACUGA